Molecule: messenger RNA, 6714 nt
Organism: Mugil cephalus (flathead mullet)
Lineage: Eukaryota; Metazoa; Chordata; Actinopteri; Mugiliformes; Mugilidae
Gene: opn5
Product: opsin 5
Exons: 7
Coding region: 259-1326 (355 amino acids)
Biological process (GO): G protein-coupled receptor signaling pathway
Cellular component (GO): membrane
Molecular function (GO): G protein-coupled receptor activity
Source: RefSeq, a predicted model, not a curated record
UGGUUUGGAGCGCACAGAGAGGGGAAAAAAAAGAAGCGCUUACCAAAGCCGGACUGACUGACUGACUGACUGACUGCAUGCAGCUGCUCACCGGGUGGAUCAGAGCGUCUCCGCGGCUCAGAGGAGAAGUGGGAGUAGAAGCUGAGCAGCGUUUCAUCUGAACCGUUUACUCCAGCCUGACGCGGAGCUGCUUACUCCGUAAGGAAUUAAAACUUCGGAAUGACCGAUGCCCGAUGAUCAGAAGGACAUUCCCCACUGAUGGCAGUGAUGGAGAACGAGACGUGGCAGCACCCUUCAUACAUGCCCCAUUAUCUCCUCCACGGUGACCCUUUCGCCUCCAAGCUCUCCAGAGAAGCGGAUAUUGUUGCAGCUUUUUACAUCUGUAUUAUAGGAAUCAUGUCUGCGACAGGGAAUGGCUACGUCAUUUACAUGACCAUCAAACGCAAGACCAAGUUGAAGCCUCCUGAGCUGAUGACUGUUAAUCUAGCCAUCUUCGACUUUGGCAUAUCAGUGACAGGAAAGCCGUUUUUCAUCGUGUCCAGUUUCUCCCAUCGCUGGCUGUUCGGCUGGGAGGGCUGUCGAUUCUACGGCUGGGCGGGCUUCUUCUUCGGCUGCGGGAGCCUCAUCACCAUGACUGUGGUCAGCCUGGAUCGGUACCUCAAGAUCUGCCAUCUCCGAUACGGCACAUGGCUAAAACGCCAGCACACCUUCCUGUGCCUGGCCUUCGUAUGGAUGUAUGCAGCCUUCUGGGCCACCAUGCCCCUGAUUGGUUGGGGGAACUACGCCCCGGAGCCCUUCGGGACCUCCUGCACACUGGACUGGUGGCUGGCACAGGCCUCCGUGUCCGGCCAAAGCUUCGUCAUGGCCAUCCUGUUCUUCUGUCUCGUCCUCCCCGCCGGUAUCAUCGUCUUCUCCUACGUCAUGAUCAUCUUCAAGGUCAAGUCCUCUGCCAAGGAGAUUUCACACUACGAUGCCCGCAUCAAAAAUAGCCACAACCUUGAGAUAAAACUCACAAAGGUGGCGAUGCUGAUCUGUGCGGGCUUCUUGAUAGCCUGGAUCCCUUACGCAGUGGUGUCGGUGGUGUCAGCAUUCAGUGAGCCGGACACGGUGCCCAUCUCCGUGUCUGUUAUCCCUACCCUGCUGGCCAAGUCCUCGGCCAUGUACAACCCCAUCAUCUACCAGCUUGUGGACCUGAAAAACUCGUGCUCGUCCUGCUGUUUGAAGGUCAUGAAAAAACGUAGGCAUUUUAGAAAGUCAAGGUUUUACACCAUCUCUGGCUCUUUAAAGGACCCAGCACCAGCCAAAGAAGCUCACAUUGAGAUGUGAGGCGAACUCUUUAGACUGUGGGACCUUCUGAUCUCUGCUCCUUUGGACAGUUUGCCUUGUUCCCUGCCUUUUUGUGCCCCACACCUACCAAUCACUCGAUGCCUGUCAUCUGCUGUGACAUCCUCCAGUGCUCACCUUUGUCGGCGGUGGAUUCCGGAGCCAACUCUGCUUUUCCACACACAAUGGACGCCCAUGUGUUUCCCGCAGCUCCCUACCUCCUCCUGCACGGAAACACAUCUUUCCCACAAGGUUUUCCUUCAUCUGUGGAGUUGCGUCGUCUUUACAGUGGUUUGCAAUGUGCAAGUGAUGUGUUGCUCGACUUUUAUUUAUUCAGUAUUACGGACAAGCUGCCUGUCAGUGCUGUAAACAAUCAAGAUGUUACUAACUGAUUCACCACAGCGUUGUUCUCAUAACAGACUCAGGUUUGAAAACUCGAGAGCUAUAUCUGGGACUUGACUUUGGUUGAGGCUAUAACUCUUCUGGAAUCCAAAUCUUGCAAAGGCGUAAAAAUAAAAGAAAGAAAGUAAAAGAUUAAAUUUAUUUUCAACUAUGUUUCUAAAGCUGAGCUGCAAAUUAAAAUGUUAAAAAAAAAAGAAACAAAAAUAACGUGAGCCAUGUCAGGUUUAGAUGUUAAAGUUUAAAGUUGUAUUUUUACUGUUUGUACAGCAUGUUGUCUUUUGUACUCCUGCACCUGUGGCUUGUAUAAAGUAGUUACAUCCAUGCCAAAAGGCACUGGAUCACGUUAGCUUAUCAGCUGUUAAAUUGCACAGUAGGAGAUGAUGUGCAACUUGUGAAACUGAGGCCGAGUCCUUGCGCUGACAGGAUAUUGUAGUUUUUGCAGCAUUGAUGAGCACAGAUCAAGGUUUGACACUUCACAAGAAAACACACACAAAUUCACACACACAGGAUGAGUGCACUUUACCUUUAAAACCAUUCAGUAUGCGGUCAGGACAGUUUCCUGUUUUUCCUGUUUUCCUUUUAUAUGUAGUCAUCUGUAGUGGCGAUGAAGAAAUGGGCAGACAGAAAAAAAAUAUUUUUGUGUCGUUCUGUUAGUACCUACAGUUGUGGCCAUGUGCAAACGAAGUAUUGUUGUUAAUUCAGGGACCAUUUUUGUAUGUAUUUAUUGUUGGUUUAUUGUUUUGUUUCUUUUUGCCAUAUUCAGAUCUAACAGCACCUUUUUCCAUGAUGCAGAGAGUGAUUGCUAAGAAUUAGAUGAAAAAAAAAUCUCAUGUCUACUUGUUAUGUAUGAGUUCAGCAUGAACAUCGAAAGCAGAAGGAAACAGCUAGCCCAGGUGUGUCCAGUGUUAAAAUAUAGUCCUUCUAGGGCAGGGCUUCAGACCAGAUCAUUUUCAGUUUAGCGCCUCUAAACACGUGGUGAAGUCCGAAAAAGAAGACAUGGAAAUAUUUGCUCUAACAACAAAGGUGCUGUGUUGGUUGUUAGGUUUGUUUAAGGUGACCAGGCGCCUCUGAUUUCAAGGGACAGUCCCCGUUUUGGAUGACCUGUCCCCCGCCUAAAGCUGUCCCCGAAAAAAUGGCCCGAAUUUUAGCGUUUUAUGAAUGAGAAAAAAACAGUUAUUACAGGGGCUGGUCGCGCUGCUAUUGAUAUUCCAGGCAAAGCUGUUUUAAUAUGAAUAAAUAUGUCAAAAUAAAUGAAACCAUGAUUGUAUUGUAUUAACGUAACAGUCGGCUUAGUGUGAACACAUUCAAGACCAGAUCUGAUUAUUCAGACCACAUGUGGAGGCGGUUUUAGCCACAUAUGCCCACUUUAUUUUGACCCCUUGAACAAAUGGUGAUUUAUAUUUGUGACAGGGCGAAAAAUAAAAAUAAUGUUUGGCAUCCAAGUGGUAACAUUGGUCAUAAAUCAUGAUAAAACCACUCCUUAGAAACUGUUGGCAUCUGUCCAGUUUAGCUAAUGACCGGGAAACUUAAUAUAUGAAAUGCAAAGGAAUAAUGAAAGGAAUAUGGGUAAUUCCAUUAUAAACAAAUGGCCUCAUGUUGAUUCGUGCAAAGUAGCCAUGUGGAGUUAAGUAAGCAUGGUUCCUCAAUAGUGUCCAGCAUCUUAAUUUACCCUUGUUAAUGAAGGGCUCUCCUCUUUCAGCAGCUGACUGGUUGCAGGAGCGAUGUUACUGUGUAUAUGGACACUUCCAGAGCUUGAGUAGCGAUAGAACCUUUGCACAGGUCUCUAAACAAAUGCAUGUCAGGAAUGGAGAUACGGAGAUGAAUGAAUAGCAUAAAGGAUGUGCUUUUUGGUGAGCAACAGAGGGAUUAAAGUAACUGCGUUCCAGCACUGCUCCUUUUUUUGAUCAUGUGGUGCACAGCCCACACAAACAGCACUGUUCUUGUUUCGGAAACAGUGGUAGUGAUAUAGUGACCCAUUGUUUUGAGACAGCAACUGGAACCAAGAUCCGUGGUCACUGGAGAUGCAUGUAGGGGUAGGUUUUAGUACAGUUUUUUAGUAGUUUGAGGUGCUUAUCGGCUGAACUUUGGACACAGUCUGGGUAGCUGAUUCCUUUAGACUCCAGUACUUACAGAUAUGAGAGCAAUAACUUGAUGGACUGGUAUGACCUUUGAGGUAAAGGCUCCUGAGAACAACGGAUGUAACUCAGCUAGCACCGUUGCUCACAAGUUUAAUCUUCUAGCAUGUUUACUGCCAGCUGGCCACUGCUCCAUCAAUCUAUGUAAUCACAAAAUAUCGUCAUUUAGUCAUAUGUUUUAUUAUUAUUUUUAUUUCUUCUAAUUAGUGUAUUCAAUCUGCUUGAUUAGAAGCCAUCCAUCAAGAUUCCAAACACCUUCUCAUCUAACUCUUGGCAACACAGUAGACAAGCCUAUCUCCAAAGAACAAAUUGUAUGUACUUGUACUUGUGUACUUGGUUGAGUGUUUACCUUUUUACCCUGAAGUCUCAUUGGUGAAAAUGUUCCAUACUUUUGUGUUUAAUGUUCAUGUAUGCACAUUUCUGGAAUGAAGAUAAGCAAUAUUCAAAAAUGUUCUUUUCGCUGCUUUGCGCAUGUGUCUGCCAUUUCCUUGAGUUGUUUCAGUCUCAUCUAGUGGAGGGAAGGAGUUUUAUUAGUAGCCUGGCACAUGGGGAAGCUUAGAAAGUUCAACCGCCGGGUUGGGAAGAGUCAUGUGUGAAGCCAAAAAGAAAGAGCCAACUUGCAGCUUGAGGGUAAAUCAAAGGGCGCUGCAGACAAACCAGUAGGACAACGUGCUUUAUAAGUCACUGUAGUGUGGUGCCUAACCAGAGUCUUUGAUUAUAAUCAAGUGCUAAUUAUUUUCUCAGAAAUAUUUGGAUGUUUGAAGGACCAGAAGAUCAUGAAUGAUCAUCAUCGAGUUUUUCUGCUGUUGUAUCACAUCAAAUUUUAUAAAGAUUCUAAGAGGACCCUCCGAGCUCUGCUGGCUAACCAGGUCACAGUCAGUCACUAAAUGUAUGUGCUCGAAACCUCCAGAAUUAAAUGUCCAGACCUUAACCUUGGAACUUUAUGCAGGGACUAGAAGUAAUAGCAACGUUUGGGGAGAACAGUUAAUGUUAGAGAGAUAUCGCUGUAACAAUAUAUUAACCACAAUUAAGUUAUCUACUUUUUGUGGUUUUUCAUAACCUACCUACCUAGUACUACCCCCACUACUCCCUGUAUGGUGAUCAUGAAGAGAUCAUUGUUUAGGGUCAACCAAAAGGUUAAGGUAGGAUGGGUUCUGGUUAAGAAUUAAAAUAUGGUCAAGAACGAAACAGGUUUCUCUUCCACUAGUAUCUCCCUGAGAGUUUGAUACACGCUCUCUGGGCAUUGGUAUUUAAUGUUGGCACUGUUCCAUGUAUGUCGUAUCUCUGAUUAUGAAUACAUCCUACUGUGGUUAAAUCCACGUGUGAGAUAAAUAAUUUGGACCUCUGAUGGACUUUUGCAUAAAAGCGAUAAAAUACUUUUCCUAGGUGUUCCGUUUACUAAAGGGCAAAGUAUCAACUGAUUCUACUCGCAAAGAUAAGUGGCCAACUUUUUCCAAAUGUGUAUAUUGUGCUACCAAUGAAUUGUAUCUUAUUACAACAUUUGAUAUUAAUGUCAUUUGUUUUCACAAAAUGUGACUGAAUGCACUUUGCUAGUUAUACACAGGCCUGAUGAGCCUAGCUUUAUAAUUCUUCUCUCUCAUCUAAAUCCACGAAAGUAGACAUUUUUGUGUUCUGCUAUAGCUCUGCUGGUUGAGCUGGCCUCCCAUACAAUCCCAUAAGACUAUGGUUAGCUGCUUGUCGCCCCCUCUCUCCUCCAUUUCUAUUUCCUUUCCCUUUCCACUGACGACUUUGCUUCAUGCUCUCAUAGGGUCACGCUUUAUUUGGUCUUGAUGAGCCUUUUGUGGUCAUGCCAGACUGAGAUUCUGGUGUUGUCCUCAGUAGCACUGUGCAACUGUCUCAAACACCUGACUGGUGUCAAUUAUGGCUGCAGGAAGUACACCAGCACUCUGUGGAUCGUCCAACAGCCCUUUAGAGCCACUUAUCCUUCCUGUCUAAAUUUAUCCACUGUAAACUGUGUGCAACAAACAAUUACAAACUACUAAUGGAAAAGCCUACAUUUUGAAAAGUGUCUUUUUUUUUUUUUUUUUUGCAUUGCAGCACUGUCCUCUCGUCCAAGACAAAUUUCUACUACGAGGGACAAAUAAAGAAAGCUUGAACCUUAAUGAGGUGCUUUUUCAAACGUACACAUAUAACAGUCGAUUGCAAAAGUGCACUGGAAUCACCUUUUCACAUUUCCCUGUCACCAGCAUAACUGGAGAUGACGCAGGGGGUCCUGUGACCAGCUCAGGUCCAUCUUCCUCAAAGUGAAAUCUGACGUGACAAGAAUUUAAGAGAAUUAUGGGAUAUCAUGAGACAAGACUUUACUUAGCUCAUCCAGUAGCUCAACAGCUCGUUCACAAAACAUUUCAGUGGAAACACGUGCUUUAUCGAAAUUUCAGAAAUAUCACUUUUAUUUUGCAAAAAAUUGGAAUAGAAACGCAGCUAUUGUUAUUCAUGUUAUACAUAUAAAUGACAUACAUUAUUAAUAAAACAAAUUCAGAAAACAACAAAACACUAUUGCUAUCACACAAUACCUAGCUGCUCUUUGGCAAUCUGAAUCAGAAUCCAAUUCAACAGUGAUGAUGGCUCGAGUGAAUCAGUGGGUGUAAAGAACUGCACUGUAUUUUUGUACUGUAGUGUAUUUUUAUAUAUUUUUCAUAGUACUAGAUAAACAUUCCUUUACACUCUGCAAUCUUACAAAAUCAGUGGUAUUUUGUAUUGGAUCACAUUGCACUGUACUGCAUCAGUUGAGUAGCGCUUUAGGUCUGCUUGUUUCCCUUGUAAUGCCCUGCUUGCAUUGAAAUUCUCUGCCAAUAAAUUAUCAUGUUGAUCGAUAAAAUACUUAGUAUAUUUA